Sabethes cyaneus is the source of this 3693-nucleotide messenger RNA. RefSeq lists its product as uncharacterized. Gene Ontology annotation, biological process: DNA integration. Bases 1 to 3693 code for a protein of 1230 amino acids. Gene Ontology annotation, molecular function: nucleic acid binding. The transcript has a single exon. Lineage: Eukaryota; Metazoa; Arthropoda; Insecta; Diptera; Culicidae. The record is from RefSeq and is a predicted model, not a curated record.
AUGGAUCCGGAACAAUUCAAAAUGUUCAUGGACCACCAAACGAGGCUUUUCAGCCAGCUUCUGAAAGGAAUUAACCAACCGACAGGUAGAGUACCUGGAGCUCAACCGUUGGGAGCCAAUGUCUCAGUGCCUCAACCGUCGCCACUCGCCCUGGACGGCGACAUGGAACAGAACUUUGAGUUCUUUGAGAAUAGUUGGAUAGCCUAUUCCAAAGCCAUUGGAAUGGAUCAUUGGCCGGAAGAGAACAACUCUCAGAAGGUUAGUUUUCUGUUAUCGGUUAUCGGUGAACAGGCCAGGAAAAAAUAUUUUAACUUCGAGUUAACUGUAGAGGAACAAGCUAGUCCGCAAGCAGCAUUAGCGGCUAUCAAGGGGAAAGUAUUAGCCAAACGAAACAUCAUUAUUGAUCGUUUAGACUUUUUCUCCGCAUCGCAAAUGCCGGGUGAGUCGAUCGACGAUUUUACAACCCGUCUGAAGUGGCUUGGCAAAAUCGCAAAGUUAGGCGUGCUGGAAGCAGAGCUUAUAGCUUUUAAAGUUGUUACUGCUAAUAAAUGGCCGGAGUUGCGCACCAAAAUGUUGACUGUCCAGGAUAUAACCUUAACUAAAGCAGUUGACAUGUGUCGCGCAGAGGAAAUUACUAAAACACGGUCUCAUGAGCUAGGUCUAUCUCCAAAUUCUGAAGUAAACAAAAUCGUCAAGCAUAAGUCGAGAACGCUGCGCUGCAAAUUUUGCGGCGACCGACAUGAAUUCUCAAAAAGAUUAUGCCCGGCUUUAGGGAAACGUUGUCACCGGUGCAAAGGCAAAAACCAUUUUGAGAAAGUGUGUAAAGCGAACCGUAAGCCAAUGAUGAAGACAAAGAAGAGAGUGAAAGAAAUCAGUGGUGAAACAAGUGAAUCAGAAGAAGAGUCGUCACAUAAUGAUGCGUCAUCAGAAGAGAGCGAAGAAAUCGAAAUCGGAAAAAUCAUGGACGAUUCAGAAAAAGGUGGAUGUGUACUAGCAGAGCUGGAUUUAAAACUAGGAAGUGUAUGGAAAUCCGUGAAAUGUGAGUUGGACACAGGUGCAAACGCUAGUCUGAUUGGUCGUGAAUGUCUAGCUAAGCUUCGCGGGGAAGCAGAACCGCAAAUACUUCCGACUAAACUCCGUCUUCAAAGUUUCGGAGGUAAUAGCAUCAAAGUCCUCGGGCAGGUGAAGAUUCCGUGUCGUCGCAAGGGUAAAAAAUAUUCGUUGGUCCUACAGGUGGUAGAGGGUGAUCAUCGCCCUUUAUUGUCGGCUAAGGCAUCUCGAGUCUUUGGUUUUGUGAAGUUCUGUAAAACAGUAUCUUUUACCGAAAGGAAAAUUUCUGAAACAAAUCUUCUAAACGUGUAUCGUAUUCAAGCGCAGAAAAUAGUAGAAGCUCAUUCAGAUAUCUUCGUUGGAUAUGGAAAGUUUUCUGGGCCAGUCUCACUUGAGGUUGACAGCAACGUGCAGCCAUCAAUUCAACCUCCACGCCGAGUUCCAAUUGCGUUGAGAGACAAUUUAAGGAAGGAACUUGCCAAGUUAGAGAAAGAUGGCGUUAUCGUGAAGGAAACCGCUCAUACAGAUUGGGUGAGUAAUAUAGUACUAGUACAGCGUGGCUCAGAAUCAUCCGGUAUUAGAAUUUGUUUGGAUCCGGUUCCUCUCAAUAAGGCACUCAAGAGACCAAACUUGCAAUUCGUCACUUUAGAUGAAAUAUUACCAGAACUAGGCAAGGCCAAAAUCUUCUCAACAGUCGACGCUAAAAAGGGUUUUUGGCACGUAGAACUUGACGAGUCUAGCAGUAAACUUACAACUUUCUGGACGCCGUUUGGUCGCUACCGAUGGACUCGACUACCUUUCGGUAUUGCCCCGGCUCCAGAGAUAUUCCAAAUGAAAUUGCAAGAGAUAAUUCAAGGUCUUCAAGGAGUAGAAUGCAUAGCAGACGAUCUUUUAGUAUAUGGGACUGGCGAUACCUUGGAAAAAGCCUUAGCUGAACAUAAUCGUUGUUUGGAGAAUCUCCUAAUACGCUUGGAAAAACAUAACGUCAAAUUGAAUCGCUCCAAGCUACGACUGUGCCAGACGUCUGUAAAAUUCUAUGGACAUAUGCUGACUGAUACAGGUUUACAGGCUGAUGAAAGUAAAAUUGCAACAAUACGAGAAUACCCGACUCCGACUAACCGCAAGGAAGUGCAUCGUUUCGUUGGCAUGGUAAAUUAUCUAAGCCGUUUCAUUCAAAACCUAAGUGCCAACCUUACUAAUCUUCGCAAAUUAAUCUCCGAAUCGGUACCAUGGCAGUGGUCCUGUAUAGAAGAAGAGGAGUUCAGCCGAGUAAAGUCGUUAGUGGCCGAUAUACGUUCUUUACGGUACUAUAACGUACAUGAACCGUUGACGAUCGAAUGCGAUGCUAGUUGCUUUGGCCUGGGCGUCGCAGUGUAUCAGUCAGAUGGUGUCAUUGGCUACGCCUCUCGUACGCUAACACCAACUGAGCGUAACUAUGCUCAAAUUGAGAAAGAGCUUCUAGCGAUUCUUUUCGCAUGCGUACGCUUUGAUCAACUUAUCGUCGGAAACCCUAAAACGAUUAUCAAAACUGAUCAUAAGCCACUCGUAAAUUUGUUUCAAAAGCCUCUUCUGUCAGCACCGCGCCGUUUACAACAUAUGCUGUUAAACUUGCAACGGUGUCGACUGACUAUUGAAUUUGUUACUGGAAAGGAAAACGUUGUUGCAGACGCUUUGUCCCGAGCUCCUAUCAACGCGAAAGAAAAGGAUCUUACUCCCGAGUCCGUUAUCAAAGUGUGCAAAAUAAACUUUGCCCGACAUGGGGUUCCUCAGCGGGUCAUUUGUGACAAUGGAACAAACUUCGUGAACCAAAAAAUGUCCACUUUCGCUCGGGAAUGGGAUUUCGAGCUUGUUACUUCAGCACCUCACCAUCAGCAGGCAAACGGGAAAUCGGAGGCAGCCGUUAAAAUUGCUAAGCGAUUGCUUAAAAAAGCUAAUGAUUCAGGAACAGAUUUUUGGUACACUCUUCUACACUGGAGGAAUAUUCCUAAUAAAAUUGGAUCCAGUCCCGCCGCACGUUUUUUAUCACGCUCUACUCGUUAUGGUGUGCCAACACCAGCUGUAAAACUUUUUCCUCGUGUGGUCAAAGAUGUUCCUGCGGCUAUAGAAAAGAAUCGCAAGUUAUUCAAGUACCAUUAUGACAAAACUGCGCGUGUAUUACCUGAAUUACAAACUGGGUCGCCUGUGUUCGUUCAGCUGCAUCCAGAAACAAAUAAAAUAUGGACUCCCGGAAUCAUCUCAAAUCGUCUCAACGAUCGGUCGUAUCAAGUAAACGUGGAAGGUGUUAACUAUAGACGAAGCCUGGUGCACUUAAAACCGCGUAAAGAUCCCAUCGUUAUCCCUGACAAACAACCGCAGCCAAUAAAUCCUGAGUUGAAGAAAACUAUGCAGACACUCGAUCUCAAUCGUAAACAACAUACCUUCGACAGUGAAAAUUUUGUGGUACCUCAACGGGAGACUACUUCGCCACAGCCUGCUGUGAUUGUACCACCGUCGCAACCGUCAAUGUCAUCAUACGUAACAACAUCAUCGCCUACCGUCAAAUCGCGUGAACGUGCUCCACCACAGACAAAUGAGAUUUCUAACAGUAGACCCAAAAGAGAAAUUCGAAUUCCGGCUAGGUUCAAUGAUUAUAGUUUGAAGUAG